Molecule: messenger RNA, 759 nt
Organism: Glycine soja
Lineage: Eukaryota; Viridiplantae; Streptophyta; Magnoliopsida; Fabales; Fabaceae
Exons: 1
Coding region: 1-759 (252 amino acids)
Source: RefSeq, a predicted model, not a curated record
AUGGAAUGUGUUUCUUCCACUUCCUUUAGUGUGGCAGUCAAUGGAUCCAUUUAUGGUCACUUCAAAGGGCAGCGGGGUCUUAGACAAGGGGAUCUUCUCUCCCCUUAUCUGUUUGUGCUCUGUUUGGAGUACUUUUCUAGAGAUAUGAGCAGCCUCAAGGAUGAUGCCAAUUUUAAAUUUCAUCCCAACUGUGUAGGUAUUCAGCUAUCUCAUUUGGCUUUUGCAGAUGAUAUUAUGCUUCUAUCUAGAGAAGAUAUCCCUUCUGUGUCAACUAUGUUUGCCAAGCUUCAGCACUUCUGUAGGGUUUCAAGGCUUUCCAUCAGCUCUAAUAAAUCUGUCAUAUACUCAGCCGGUAUUAGGCCUCAUGAGCUUUCUCAUAUUCAGCAGCUUACUGGAUUUAGCCUGGGUGACUUCCCUUUUAGAUACUUGGGUGUUCCCCUUUUAUCAUCUAGAUUAAAUGUAUGUCAUUAUGCUCCCUUGCUUUCCAAGAUUACUGGUCUGAUUCAGGGAUGGAGCAAGAAGUCUUUAUCUUAUGCAGGUAAGUUAGAGUUGAUCAGAGUAGUUAUUCAAGGAAUUGUGAAUUUCUGGAUGGGGAUUUUUCCUUUGCCGCAAUCUGUUCUGGACCAGAUCAACACUUCGUGCCGUAAUUUUCUGUGGGGCAAAGCGGAUAUUGGCAAAAACAAGCCCUUGGUUGCUUGGUCAGUAGUUUGUUCUCCGAAAAAAGAAGGGGGUUUAGGCCUUUUUAAUCUCAAGGACUGA